CGGCCGGUCUUAAUCAAUACAGGACUCCAAAGUUGCAUUGAACUACCACACUGAAAAUAUAAUUUAUAAACCAUUUCAAUUCCGUCUCAUAAAAAGGGAAACUCGGCCCAAACAAGCUAAACACAACACGUUUUUUGGUCCUUUUCAGUGUCGCUUCUAGCGUUUCGAUUUCCACUUUUUUUCUUUUUUUUUACACACUAUCCCUGUCUGUGACUGUGAGGUUUGGUAGAUCGGAGAAUCUGAGCUCGCUGAGUUGAAUCUGAGCUAGUUGAGUUUGACAAUUGAUGAAUGAGGGAACAUGAACAAGUUGGUGCAUUGCUGGUAUUUGAGUUAGGAGCAUAGCAAGAAAUGGAAAAAGGACCACAUGUGCAUGAGAAGUUUACCAACAUGAAGAGCCAAAGAGUAAAGGUAGAAGAACCUUUUGCUCCUGCAUUACAAGAUGAAGCAGCUGAGGUUUCCAAUUUACAUGCUGAACCUAAAACGGACCAUGUUUCAGUUGAUGGUGUGUUAUGUUUUGGUAAGGAGAAUCCAGGAAAGUGCCUGGACAUGAAGGAUUUUACCUAUGGAUUGGAGCAUGGCUUCAGAACAAAUUAUGGUGGGCUAGAUUCUUUUAAUACUCCUGGAGAAGAUGAUUUAAAGCUCGAGGGUCUUGAUGGAUUGCUGGAUGAUGUUGAUGAGGUGGAUGAUAUUCAUGCAGCACACGAUCUCUCUAGCGUAUGUGAAGAUUUUCUCUUGGAUUUUGAAUUUACUGAACAAGUUACCAAAUUGGAUUAUGUUCCAAUAAAAGGAUCACAUUUUGGUAACUCUAGUUCAGAAAGCCAUUCACCAGGUCUUAGUGGAACUUGUAAUGUAGCAAUUGGAAUAUCUAAAUUGUCAACAACUAUUGUUCCAGAAUCUGAAUGCAAGAAUGGUUCACUCGCCAAGCUGACCAGCUGUGAGCUACAUAAUACCAUUAAAAGUGAAUGCGAAUGUAAAGUUCCAAUUGAGGACACCGAGGGCCCUAGUUCUCUUGAUGUGCUUGAAUAUGAUGAGUUGGAUAAUGAUGACAAUUGUUUAUUGAGUAGCAUAUUGUCUAAGUGUAAGAAGAGGGCAAAGAGCUCUGCUCUAGGAAACCAAGUUAAGCGACCGCGUAAACCUACUCAGAGAUACAUGGAAGAAUUUUCAGAUCAGAAGUCAAAAUCUCUACUGGAUGGACAAAAAGUUUCAGCUACUGUAUUGAAGGAUAAACGCUUAAAAGUCAUAUCACGUAAUCAGUCUUCUAAUCAAUGUGGCAAUCAAGUGCCAUCAGUGUCACGGUCAAGAGGACGAUGUCUAAAAAACUGUGCACCCAUAAUGGGAUUUGAAUCUGAUGACGAUCCUGAUGUAUCUGGGUCACAUGAUACUUGUGUGAGAAAGAAAAAAACUAAAGUAGAUGUUGACCGGAGGAAGCAUCAAAGGAUGUGGACUCUUUCUGAGGUGAUGAAGCUGAUUGAUGGUAUAGCUCAAUAUGGAGUUGGAAGAUGGACUGACAUAAAAAGGCUCUUGUUUCCGUCAUCUUCUCACCGCACACCGAUAGAUCUGAGGGACAAAUGGCGAAAUCUUCUGAGAGCUAGCUGCGUACAGAAGAAGAACAAGGGAGAGGUUGAGUCAAAGAAUGUCAUACGGGCCUUACCAAGGUCUGUGUUAUGCCAAAUUCGUGAAUUGGCAACCAUUCAUCCAUAUCCAAGAGUGUGCAACUCAAAGAUCUCAUGCGAUAAUAAUAUUGCUUCAUCCAAACUUUCUGCAAAAAGUAAAGGUGCACGGCCUAGACCUAGCCCCUGUGGGCAUAGGAAGAGGCAUACUUGAACUCCAUUCGUUUCAUGGUGAUAGAUCAGUGAGUAAUUUUACAAAAUUUAGUUGUAAAGAAAGUGUUAUGUUGCUUACGGGCUCUCUUGUAGUUUUGGUGAAAUGCAUAUACAUAUGUUCUUAGAUAUGUAUUUCACAGAUAAUAGGUUACAGAAUCUGGAAAUGUGGAACAAGUGGGUCUAGAACUGUUGAUUUGUAACUGCCAGGGAAAUGGCCAACUGAUGUUGAAAGAGAAGUAGAUUUUCACUGACAUCAAUUAUUACGUUAUUGCAUGAUGUAUUUUCCCCA
This is a messenger RNA of Mangifera indica (mango), 2112 nucleotides long. RefSeq lists its product as uncharacterized. The transcript is spliced from 10 exons. The record is from RefSeq and is a predicted model, not a curated record. Bases 349 to 1824 code for a protein of 491 amino acids. NCBI's taxonomy places the organism in Eukaryota, Viridiplantae, Streptophyta, Magnoliopsida, Sapindales, Anacardiaceae.